Helicoverpa zea (corn earworm) is the source of this 2019-nucleotide messenger RNA. RefSeq lists its product as uncharacterized. The record is from RefSeq and is a predicted model, not a curated record. Gene Ontology annotation, molecular function: protein binding. NCBI's taxonomy places the organism in Eukaryota, Metazoa, Arthropoda, Insecta, Lepidoptera, Noctuidae. Bases 229 to 1476 code for a protein of 415 amino acids. The transcript is spliced from 10 exons.
ACAUACUUUUAAUUAUUUUAAAUAAUGUAAUUAAUAAUCAAUUGCCUUACAGAAUUUACGAUACUCAAAAUAACAAGUGACUACUUGAAUUUAAAAAUAUUGUUUGCAUUUUUUUUUUCAUAAACAAUUGAAUAAAAAGUGAUUGACUACAGAUUAUAAGGAAAAAGUAUUCAAAAAUACUGAAGUGUUUAGUUGAAAAAGUAGUGUGAAACUUGUAUUUUUGUGUAGAUGGGAGAUAAAAAUAUGGAGACACAGGCAGUGGAAAUGUCUCCGAACCCUGAUGCUGAACAGGAAUAUACGGAAGGAGUGAGAGAAGUACAGCUACAUCUACCAGAAGAUGAAGGCGAGGGACUAGGUUUCAGGCUGACUAGAACACUAUGGGAUCCGUACCCUUGGGUCCGAGAAGUAACUCCAAACGGGCGAGCAGACCAGGCCGGGUUGAAGCCAGGAGACUGCAUCCUACAAGCCGAUGGAAAAGACCUCCUCGGCCUACCGGUCGGUCAAGUAGCAGGUCUCAUAAGGGGUGAUGGCGCAGGAGGCGCAGUCAUGUUACUGGUGUGGAAUUGCGGAGUAGACCCUAAAGAUGAUCCUGAGUUGCUAUGGAGUUGCGGCGGCGGGUCUCGCGGGGAGCGAGCUCGGCGGGCGCUGGCGGGCGUGGUGCGAGCGCUGGCGUGCUCGGUCUGCGCGGCGACAGCUACCAAGCCGCUCACUUGUGCGAGGUCGCAUGUUUAUUGUGAAUCAUGUUGGGCUCGGCUAGAAAGAUGUGCACUAUGCAGAGAAGCUUUACCUUCGAAAAACUCACCUUACGCCAGAAAUCUAGUUGCUGAACAGGUUUUCGAAGCAAUAGCAACAGAAUACGAGAUCAAAAAUCCCCAUCUAAAACGGCCAACACACACCACGUCAGCCUACACGUCACCAGUGAGAUCACCAUGCGUAUCCCCAUCACCAAACCGACGCGGCCAAUACCAACACUCAAUGAUGAACCGAUACAAAAAAACCGUGCAUUUCCCCGAAAAAUACGGCCAAUAUGCCUCCGACCCUAAUAUACACCGCUCUACAACUACUACUAGAUUGGUAGAAAAUUCCCAAGCUGGCAACUCUAGGACAGCUGUCAAUGUCACCUGUCAAUGUCAAAGUGACGUUAACGUUCCCAAGAUUAAUGUGGAGAAUGCAGAUGAAGGGAGUAAGAGUAAUAAUGGCAGUGAUUGUUCGAGUAGUUGUCAGAGUUUGACGUUGCCUCAUAAAUUAGUAGCGAGGUUAAGACAAGCAUGUUCGUUGGCUGAUCUGCAAAAUGCUGGACAGUGCUCGCUGUCUAAAUCUAUGAAUAAUUUGGGGGAUGAAUGCAAAACCUGUCACCACAGUUCGUUGGAUAACUUGAAGAACAAUUGUAAUAGUGCAUGUGAUGUCCCGGUGUUUCUACUGCCCUCACCACCGGUCUAUGUUUUAACAACAUGUGAUCAUAAUAAGAAAGAAUAAUAUAUGAUCUCCUCCAAGGCCGAUUAUCGUCCACGGCGGCUGUUCUCAUGUAUGGAGAUCAGCCAGCUGCGCAGGACAUAUUAUAGUGCACGCACAUUUGCUUGGACACAGGUGCACUCCCUAUUCCUUCACUCUCAUAGCUCGAUGGGACGAUAAUCCGACACCAGCGGAGAGAGAUGCAUAAUAUACACCAUAUUAAGAUCAUUUAAAAUGUAACAGAAUAAAGUAAUUAGUCCGUCUUUUAGAACAGAAUAAAGCCCAUUUUCUCAUCUUUUCAUCAUCAUCAGCCUGUGUAUCGUGGCACGUGUGAGCUGCGGCCUCCUCUCACACGGAGAAGGAUUGAGCGUUAAUCACCACGUACAAGAGAUGUGGGUUGCUGAUUUCAGACUUUAUAGUCCAAGUUUCCUCAAGAUGUUUUCCUUCAUCUUUUCUCACUUUUCUGUUACAGUCGGGUAAAUCUAUAGUUUGUUAGAAUUCUGUGUUACGUUUACUCAGUUCUAUGUAUCGAAUUGUUAUUGUGUAAAUAAAUGCUAUAAACACAAA